Rhopilema esculentum is the source of this 981-nucleotide messenger RNA. RefSeq names its product myophilin. Gene Ontology annotation, cellular component: actin cytoskeleton. The record is from RefSeq and is a predicted model, not a curated record. Gene Ontology annotation, biological process: actin filament organization. NCBI's taxonomy places the organism in Eukaryota, Metazoa, Cnidaria, Scyphozoa, Rhizostomeae, Rhizostomatidae. Gene Ontology annotation, molecular function: actin filament binding.
AAUAACAUCCGAUUCCAACCGGUAAAAUCACCCCUCGUACUUAUGACAAUCAACCAAUUAUUUCCGCUGGUCGAGAAUGAGAUAUUCUUUGCCUGAGAAUUCUGGAUAUGACACGCCUGAAGUAUAAAGGAUAGGAAGGUUGAGUACAAGUGAAGUCAUUUUGGCUCUAUCAGUGGAACACCCUGGCCGCUUGUUUAUCAUUGCAAACAACGCAGAAGCAACCCUUGAAUUUCAAGUAUACGCUUCUCACACAAGUGUAAGAGGAACGCUUCGGGGACAUUCAAGAUUUUAAGAUGGCGACACGACCGACUGGCUAUGGGUUGACAGCAGAAACGAAACGAAAAAUUGACAGCAAAUUUGACGCGGAUUUGGCGAAUCAGGCUUUGAAUUGGGUAGAGGCAGUCCUGGAAGAAAAUUUGUUUGAUGACAGAGACGAAGCAAAUUUGAAGAAAUACGUGCAGGACCAGCUCAAAGAUGGAACAAUUUUGUGUAGAGUUAUAAACAAAUUGUCGCCAGGAAGUGUCAAGAAGGUGAAUGCUAGCAAGAUGGCCUUUAAGAUGAUGGAAAAUAUUGGUAAUUUUCUACAAGGUUGCUACAACUAUGGAGUGAAGAAGGAAGACCUGUUUCAAACUGCGGAUCUUUAUGAGGGAGCAAACAUUGUUCAGGUGGUCAAUGGACUGGCUGCACUCGCAAGGAAAGCUCAAUCUUCGGGUUACGAUGGGCCCAGCUUUGGUCCCAAAGAAUCGACUGCUGCCCCUCGAGAAUUUACACAAGAGCAGCUGGAAGCUGGGAAGAGUAUAAUAGGGUUGCAGAUGGGCUCAAACAAAGGGGCCUCACAAGCCGGACAGAAUUUUGGCAAAACUAGGCAGAUUCUUGAUUAGCAUUGAGGGAAAGUAGAGAAAAAUAUAUUUUGGACCCAUAUUAAAAGUUAUAUUAAAUGCCAGGGAAAUAUUGUUUAUGAAUUAUCUAUUAGAUAAAGAA